AAACAUUGGAGCCAUGCCCAAGAUAAACACGUUAUUCAUGGGGGAAAGGGGAACAAUUGACAUAAAUUGACUAGCUGCAGAGAGUUGCUCAAUGACAGGAGGCAGGAAGAAAUGGUAAAAGAGGAAGGAAAACCUGAAGGGCCAAUGAUGGUGGAGACCCAAUGGUAGAGAUUGUCGCCUUUGGGCCCUGCAGAGCAAUCAGGCGGCGGAUCCAUGCUGAAUUCCGUUAUCUCUCUCUGUAUCCUCUUCCCCGACGUCGACACUGAUGUGGGCGACACCCAUGAAUUAUUCGCCGUCGCCGAUGAUGGUCCGCCGCCGCCGCCGCCUCCUCCUCCUCCCUGCGCAGAGACAUCACGGCCAGAAAUCCUAUACAUGCUUCGGACCAACAAGCAAUUUCGCGUGGAAUUCGAGGUACAGCUAGCAGCAAAGGAAAAUUACAACUGAACUGAGAACUCCCUGGCAAACAUUUUCAACUUGUAGCACCUUCAACCCGGAGAAAUCAGUGAGGAAUGCCCAUCUGACUGAAGUUCGAACUAGGGCUCCUCUCUUUUCUUGCCCAGAAGAAAAUGGUUUCCCAGUUCCCACCCAAUAAAAGAGAAAACUUUACAAAUUCUCCCUCUCGGCUUUGUCUUUUCCGCAGCUGCCGCCGAAUCCCACUUGCUCCACGCCGGGCUCUCUGGCUCCGGCUUAACAACGGGGAUAUCCGGCGCCGUUUCGGGAUAGGGUUGCCGCUGGGGAUGGGCAAAGCAUUGGGUCGAGCUGAAACGGCGUCGUACAAGGGCCGCGAAGGUAAAUUAGGACAUCUCGAAAUAUCAGAACCGAGCAGCAAGGGUUUCUUCUCAAGUGUCGUAAUUUAAGUGUGCGGCGACAGAGCACAAACCCAUCCAGAGCCUGGGAACGUAGAGAGAGAGAGAGAGAGAGAGAGAGAGCGCAGCAGUAGGGUUAAUGUGGUGAGGUUUCCUUGGCCGCAAGCUGAGAGAAAGAAAGAAAGGCAACGCGGGCUUGACGGAAGGGAGUAAGGUUAACGUAUAUUGGAGAUUCGCUACUGAUUUUGCCGACGGAAGCGAGCUGACAUUCGACCGGAAGAAGGGAAGAGAUACCAGUUAACGGAAGAGAGAGAGCGGUGACGCACGGAGGGUUCGACGAGGAGAAAUCAGAAGGGGUGAAGAUCGAGGAGCGCGCAAGAUUUCAGCUUUCAGAUUCUUGACGCCGGAAUUUUAGUUGGUAAUUUUCUCGCCCUUUUUAUUUCGAGUCUAGAGUGGGUUUGUUUGUGAUUCGGCAAUGCCUUCACGCAGGAUUUCUCCCGAGUUGUAUGGAGAUGUGCGGGCCAGGCAUCUCCCCCGUGCUUGAGAUGCUCGGGGCUCAAAGCCAGGAGUUUUUUCUUUUCUUCCUGUGAAGUUGUGAACUUUUAGGGUUUGCUCGCCUGGGGAGUUUGUUUGAGUAGUGAAAAUGAAUGUUUUAGAUUUUGGUGGUGGUUGAAAUUGAAGAUUAGGCUAGUUACCUCUGAGAAUUAGAAAUUGGUAUAUAAUCGAUAGACAUGUUUGUGAAUCUGUUGGUGGUUGCAAGUUGCUGUUUCGUGUUUGCUUGAGUAAAACUGCUCAAAAGCUGUCAUCGUUUUCUUUCCUUGUGAUGUGAUCUACUGGGGAUUGACUGCCUGCCGGCUGUAUCUUCCCCUAACAUGUUUGAUAUGUGUUGAUCAUCUGGUCUUAACCAGUGGAGAGACUACCUUCCUGUUGUAAGGAUGUGUUUCUUCUGCUUCUUAGAGUGGAACUGGAUUUCCACUUGCUUAUCCAGUGUUUUAUUUUUUAGAUAGGUUAGGGAGUAGUGGCUCCCUGGCUUUUAAUUUGUUUUGUGAUUGUUAAGUGGGGAGCAAGAGUGGAUAAACACAUUUAGUUUAGGAUUCAAUUGGUACAAUAUCACCAUGAAUGUCUGUGAGGGUUGAUAUUGCAGGUUUUGUUAUGCUAACCUGGGCGUCUGUUGGAAAUUUUCAGGUAAAAGCUUUGUGAAAUGCGAGGAAGGAGUUACAGUCCAUCGCCCCCAAGGAGCCACAGUAGGAGGAGGAGGAGUCCAAGUCCUAGGGGACGAUAUGGUGGUCGCGGAAGUGCAAGAGAUGAGCCUACUAGUCUUCUAGUUAGGAACCUUCGCCAUGAUUGCAGGUUGGUGAAAAGUUGUAGUGUUCUGAUCUUCGAGUUUUACUGCAAUUUCACACUUGAGAAACUUGGGGUAUGCAUCUCUUUCUAUUAUGCAGGCCAGAAGAUCUUCGCAGGCCCUUUGAACAGUUUGGUCCUUUGAAGGAUAUUUAUCUGCCCAAAGAUUAUUAUACUGGGUGAGAAUGUUUUUCUAAUUAUGGAAUUUAUUUUGGUCAAUGUUACGUCUUGGUUGUGGUUCUGUAGUGAUUACAGGUGUUCAGUGUUACAUGGUUAUUUUCUUUUCUUCCCCUCUUUGGCACUUUUAGUGGUACCAUUUCCUUUGUAGACCACUUGUAAGGAAACAUGCAGUAGUUUUAGAGCUUGAAUCUCUGGGAUGGUAAAAAUAACUGAAAAAAUUAAAACUUUUGUUUCUGUCAGAGUGAUGUUACUAUAAGACUUCGGUAAGUACUAAGUACAUGUCAUUGAGCAUCAUAGUUUCGUAAAAGAAUGGUUGAGUUCCUUAGUAAGUGCAAUUUUAAAAAGUUAAAUUUAUGACAGUUUAAUGUUACUACCUACUACUAUAUUAUUUUGGUAAGUGCAUGUCAUUAAGCACCAUAGUUUUAUAAAAGAAUGGUUGAAUU
Molecule: messenger RNA, 2770 nt
Organism: Linum trigynum
Lineage: Eukaryota; Viridiplantae; Streptophyta; Magnoliopsida; Malpighiales; Linaceae
Source: the annotation of a GenBank genome assembly